AAGAAUGGCUGCAGCAUUACAGAAGGAGGAGUCAAACAAUCUGAGGUUCUAUUAUCUGAUGAUGAAGGUAGCACCCCAGGCAGUUAGGAUUAAAUUUAACUCAGAAUUUGCUCCUAUUGUAUUACAAAAAACUUUAUACCAGAACAAAGUUAAACUUAACAAACUAAAGAUGGAAAAAGUAAUCAAUGCAGCUCAAUGGGAACAUUUAUUUCCUAGAACCGGUAAAGCAUCAUCAGAGAACUUCGAUUGUUCAUUAAUGAUCUGUUUAUUAAGGAAUCUUGCUGAUAUACCUAUAGUGGAUAUACACCCUGAUCCCAACAGUACAACAGAUGGAGCAAACCUAUCUAGAUUGAAGUAUUUCAGGAACCAGUUUGCGCAUUCCACAGAGUGUUCAAUGUCUGAUGAAAUCUUUGAAGUAAAGUGGAAGGAAUUAAGUGAGACAAUUCAAAGAAUAGGUGGAAACCAAUUUAAACAGACAUGUGAGGAAUUAAAGGUGACUAAGUUAGAUGAAAAGGAUAAAGAACUUCUUCUAGAAUUGAAAAACAGUAAAAGGAAAGACCCAAUGCCAGAUGGACUUAAUAACAUUAACAAAGAAAUUAUUGAAGAGUGGAAGGCAGAAAAAAGCAAAGUUGUUGAGACAAAAGCAAUCAAAGAGUUAUCAAGAUCAGUUAAAGAAGAAAACAUUGUAGCUGUGAUUGGACCUUCAGGAUGUGGUAAAUCCACAGCCAUCCACUACAUUGCUUUAAAUUUAAAUGAGGCAGAUAAUUAUGCUAUAGUUCCUGUUGCUUUUGCUUCAGACUUAAUUCAAUUUUAUGAUCCUAGUAUAAACCAGAUUUUUGUGUAUGACGAUGUUUUUGGCAAAUUUUCUGUAGAUUUGCAAUUAAUAUCUGGUUGGACAACUUUGUCGAAGAAGAUUAAGAAAAUUUUAGCCAAGAACCAUGUCAAAGUUGUAAUGUCAUCUAGGUCACAAGUCUUUAAGCAAAGACAAAUAAGGAAUAUUAAGAUUGUUCAAACUACUGUUUGUGAUUUUACUUCAUCAGUAUUUGCUAUGACAAGUGAAGAAAGGAGGGCAAUAGCUGAAAUUUAUCUGCCAAGUAAAGAAGUUGAGAAUUUGAAAUUAUUACCAGACUCUGACUGUUUCCAUUUUUACCCCUUGCUGUGUCAACUGUAUUCCAGGAAAACUUCUGUCGAAAUUUACAGAUUCUUUUCAAAUCCAGUUGAGGUAAUCAAUGACGACUUGUCAAUGAUAAAGGAAGAGAAUGAUCAGACAACAUAUGGAACAUUAGCCUUGUUUGUUUUGUUCAAUAAUUGUAUAAGUGACGGUAUGUUGUCCAGAAAUGAAAAAUUUAGGCAAGAUUUGCAAGAAAUCUCUCAACAAUGUAUCAUGCAGUCAAAUUUUUCAGAAAAAGUUGUAGAAUCUCAGUUAAAUAGUUUAAUCUCAUCAUAUGUGAAGAAGGUUGGUUGUCAAUAUAGCAUAAUUCAUGACAAAAUAUUUGAUAUUAUUGUAUCAUUUUAUGGCCACAAUAUGUUUGAUGUAGUUCUUGAAUUAGCACAUGCUGAGAUCAUUCGGGAUAGGUUUCAGUUUGAAAUACUUGGAGAAAGUAUGAGUGAAUGUAUUAUCAAAGUACCAUCUCACAAUGAAUCUAAUUACCUACGUCGCUUAUGCAAAGACAUCAACAAUGGUGAUUCAAAAUGUGUUUUCUCAAAUAGACAAUUAGAAUUUAAAACUUUCAGAGAUCUUUUAAUAGUGUACCUAGAGAAAAAUAAAGCCAUUGUAGAUGAAACUUUAAUGUACUUAUCAGAUAGUUUUGAAUCACCAAUGUUAGAUGUAGCUGGUCAAGGCUAUUGUGAUCUAGCAAACAUGUUAAUAAGAAUGGGAAUGAAUGUAAAUGCGCGUGAUCAGGAAGGAAGAACUCCAUUAUACAGAGCAUCAGAAUCUGGUCAUGAAGAUAUGGUCAGUUUAUUAUUGAAAAACGAAGGUAAUUAUAUGUUAACCAGAGAUGACUCUCUGAAUGAGGGAGAGUCACCAUUAUUUGUAGCCUCUAAAAAAGGUCACAAAAAUGUAGUUAACUUAUUUUUAGACUAUGAUUGUAAUCCAAAUAUUUGUACAGACAAUCAGGAAAGUAGUUUGCACAUAGCCUCUCAAAAUGGUCAUCUAGACAUUGUGAAAGUUUUGUUGAGGAAAAAGGCAAACCCUAAUUUGAACGCUGUGCAUGGUGUGACGCCUCUCUAUAAAGCAGCAGAAGAGGGGCAUUUUAAUGUUGUAAAAUAUUUGUUGGAACACCGAGCUGAUUCAAACAAAAUUACUGCAGAUGUGGAAUCUCCUCUUUUUAUUGCUGCUAAAAUGGGAUAUUAUGAAAUCGUUCAUAUUUUGCUUGAAUAUGGAUCAAAUAAAACAACAAAUGGAUGUAAUUUGGAUGGAAUGUCUCCUCUUUAUGUAGCUUCAAGGGAGGGUCACACAAAAAUUGUAGAACUUCUUUUGAAAAAGGGUGCAAUCCCAAAAAAUUCUACCUAUACAACUUUGUCUCCAUUGCAUGCUGCAACGGACAUGAGGCAUAAUGAAAUAGUUAAAUUAUUACUCAACCACAAAGCUGAUCCUCGUCAUUGUAAUCAGGAUGGGGUAUCUCCAAUGAUGGCUGCAUCUCAGAGAGGAUAUGAAGAUACAGCUGAAAUUAUCAGACAGACAUUGUAAAUAACUAAUUUUUAAGUUAAGAUUUGGGAGUAAUUGAGUACUUAUUAUGGAUUCUUAUUGAAUUGUUAUCAAAGGUACCAGGAUUAUAAUUUUAUAGCCAGACGCGCGUUUCGUCUUCAUAAGACUCAUCAGUGAUGCUCAGAUCAAAAUAGUUAGAAAGCCAAAACAAGUACAAAGUUGAUGAGCAUUGAGGACCCAAAAUUCCAAAAAGUUGUGCCAAAUACGUUUGUAAAAGUCAAUACAUUUGUAAAAAUCAAUUCCUGUUGACUAUCAAAUUUUAAUUGCGUAAUAUCCUGUUAACGAUUAUAUCUAUAUAUUUUUUUGUUUUAUCGUAAUGCAUUUUUAAAAUCUACUUGCAAAUUAUUUAUAAGUUAUGUUAUAUACCUAUUAUUGAAUCUCCUAUUUUAGCAUGUAUUCAAGUUCAGGCAACACCAAUAUUUGAAAUUCUUCAGUCUUUGAAUGAUCAAUUCAGUAGUAACAAUGGUUUGAAUAAAUAAACAGUUCAAAUGAAUCUGUAAAAGAUAUUUUAUGAUCGGCAGCUUUGGCUCCCUCAACAAAAGGUUUAUUUACAGUUUACAAUAAAAUUGUUAUUAGUUGACUAUGAUACUUGUUUUUUUGAACAAUGUGUUCAGACCCUUGUUUUGAAUGUUGGUUAACCUGUUAUUUUUUGUACCAUAAUUUUCAUUGAAUUAUUUCAAUAAAUAAAUUGAAUGCAAAGAUGUCAUUGCUUUUUAACGGUAAAGGUCUGUCUUGUUCUGUUUUCAGUUAUCAAGUGCUUAUGAAUGAUUUUUUUAGGAGGGAAGAUAACAAAGGGGCAAUAUGUAUUGCUCUCUGCUGUUAACCAUGACUGAGUCUCAUGUUGUAAUUGUAAAUAUCUUUUUUUUGCUAUAGCAUAUCUAAUGUUUUCUUCAAUAAAAUAUUAAUUUAUUCACUCAUUCUAUAGAUAAAAUCAUAAUUCCAAUAAAACAGACAUCAGCAUUGCUUAACGUUGUCAAGGUCAAACACACAGUUACUGCAGUCAAUAUACCAAAUUAUGGUCCAGUUGUCAAUGUUUGACAUCUGCCAUAAUUAUUUUUCGUUUAAUGUUGAUACUGAAAUCAGGCCAGUGGUUUUCUCUUUUUAAUUGUUUCAAGUCUAAGUGUCUUUCAUAGCUUAGUUACUAUACAGUACAUGUUUGCUUAUUGGGCCAUAGAGGGAUAUGUAGUUGCUUACAUCCUUGCCCUGGCAAUCAUACCACAUCUCCAUACAUAUUUUGUUCUAUCUAGGAUCUGAAAAGUAGACGAGCACAGUAACAUGUUAUGUUCCUGCUUUAUAGGACAGUUGGACUACUUGUGCUAUCGUUUGUAUUGCUAUCUUGCUAUAUAUGUAUAAAAUAUACACACUGCAAUUUGUUUUCAAUGCACUAAGCUAAGUGGCAAAUAAAUGAAUAACAUAUAACAAACCAAUAAAAGGUAUCUUACAAUUACAAGAGUGUCAAUGAAUAUUUGGAAGGUUCUCCACACUUUGCUCACUAGUCUUAUUUCUAUUUUACCAAAGUACUGAUAGUCUUGCAGCCAGAUUGACAAGACCAAUCUGAUUAAAAUUCAAAUCUUUCAAAAUUCAGAUUCAGUAACUUGCUUACUGUCAUGAGAUAAAGAAAUUAGAGAUCUAUAUUUUUACUAAAUUGAGGCAAGACAUAGCUUAUAUUUGUAAAGAAUUUUAUUUUUACUACACUUUUUCAUUAUUUAUAUUUAAAUGAUUUAUUUUAGAAAUGAUCUGUUUGUUUUCUUUUUGUUUAUAUUAUUUGUGAUUUCCUUAUUCUGUAUUUAUACAUACAUGUUGAUUGCAUUAAUUGUUGAUGUAUUUACAGCUUGAUUGUCUAUUAAUUAGUGGUGCAUAA
This is a messenger RNA of Mytilus californianus (California mussel), 4571 nucleotides long. RefSeq lists its product as uncharacterized. The record is from RefSeq and is a predicted model, not a curated record. Bases 5 to 2692 code for a protein of 895 amino acids. Gene Ontology annotation, molecular function: protein binding. The transcript has 4 exons. NCBI's taxonomy places the organism in Eukaryota, Metazoa, Mollusca, Bivalvia, Mytilida, Mytilidae.